UUCAUUUUGUGCUAUGACGAAGAGCAACAUGCGAGAAAACAGCUGUGAACAGCGACUGAGCGGCUAGCUGAAGUUUAGUACAGCUACAGUGCGUUAGCUAUCAAAAACAGAUUUUAUUUUGUAUUUAUAAUCGGAGAAGACAAGGACAUCAAGACUAACUUGCUCGUUUUCUAAAUGAACUGAUACGCAUUUGCUUCGGCUGCCUUGCCGGCCUGACGCACUAGUUAUAUUUCGCCUAGUAGCUUGCUAGUCACACAGCUAGCCGUGUUAGCCGGUUUAGCCAGGUUGUUUUGUUCUCUGUAAAAGUGGCACCUUGUUCUAUAACACAUGAGUGUGUCGCUGGUCGUUAUCCGUCUGGAAUUAGCCGAUCAGUCACCUUGUCCACAAGGUUUCCAGUACUCCGCUGUUGAAGGCAUGUCAGAGAAGGAGCUGCAGGAGAAAGCUCUGGGUUUAGCCAAACACACGCUGAGCGGAAAGACUGACCUGGAGAGAGCAGCCGUCCUGCACCAGCACAUUGGCAGCAGAGCAAUGGGGGACAUGGUUAUAGAAACCUUUGAACCCAGCCCAGAUAAGGGAGGAGGUGAAGAGUCAAACAGUGAAUUUCAGGAUGCUAAGACUGAAGCAGAAAGUCAGGAAGGUACAGAGGGUUCCCAGGACAGCAGCACUCCAACAUCCACCACUCCAGACUCCCCCUCCAAGCAGCUGCCUGACCAGAUCUCCUUCUUCAGCGGGAACCCCUCAGUGGAAAUCAUCCACGGUAUCAUGCACCUCUACAAGACCAACAAAAUGACUUCCCUGACUGAAGAUGUCAGACGCAGUGCGAUGGUGUGCAUCCUGACUGUCCCAGCCACCAUGACCAGUCAUGACCUCAUGAAACUCAUGGCGCCAUUUAAUGAUGUCAUGGAACAUAUGAAGAUCAUACGGGACUCCACCCCCAACCAGUACAUGGUUCUCAUUAAGUUCUGUACACAGGCAGAUGCAGACAGUUUUUACACAGCCUGUAAUGGCCGCCAGUUCAACUCCAUAGAAGAAGCGGUGUGCCAACUGGUGUAUGUGGAGCGGGCAGAGGUUAUAAAGUCUGAAGAGGGGGCCAGCCUACCUGUGAUGGAGCUGACCGAACUGCCAAAGUGCACUGUGUGCCUGGAGAGAAUGGAUGAGUCUGUCAACGGCAUCCUCACCACUCUCUGCAACCACAGCUUUCACAGCCAGUGUCUCCAGCGGUGGGAAGAUGCCUCGUGUCCCGUAUGUAGGUACUGUCAAACACCAGAGCCAGUUGAAGAGAACAAAUGUUUUGAGUGUGGAGUACAGGAGAACCUGUGGAUUUGUUUGAUCUGCGGUCACAUUGGUUGUGGCCGCUACGUUAGUCGGCAUGCCUACAAGCACUUUGAGGAAACACAGCAUACUUACGCUAUGCAGCUCACCAACCACCGUGUCUGGGACUACGCAGGAGAUAAUUAUGUGCAUCGGCUCGUGGCCAGUAAGACUGAUGGGAAGAUGGUGCAGUAUGAAUGUGAAGGAGACACCUGCCAAGCUGAGAAAAUUGAUGCACUCCAACUAGAGUACUCAUACCUCCUGACGAGUCAGUUGGAGUCUCAGAGGAUUUACUGGGAGAAUAAGAUUGUUCAUCUGGAAAAGGAGACAGCCGAGGAGAUUAACAACAUGAAGGCAAAAUUUAAAGAGACGCUGGAGCGCUGUGACAACUUGGAGCAACGACUGGGAGAAAUAACCAAAGACAAGCAAAGCAUGGAGAAAAAGUGCACUCAGUUGAACAGUCGAGUGCUGAAGCUGAGCCAGGAGCUGAAGGAGGAGCAGGAGAUGAACCGCUGUCUGAGAGCCAAUCAGAUGGAGCUGCAGUCACAACUGACAGAGGAGGAACGCAAAGGAAAGGAAAAUGGAGACCGUAAGGACGUGACGAUAUCAGAGCUGCAGGAGCAGCUCAGAGAUGUGAUGUUUUACCUGGAGACCCAGCAGCAGAUCGAACACCUGCCUCCGGAGGCUCGCAGUGAAAUCCAGGAGGGACAGAUCAACAUCCCAGCCGGUCCGCCAGACAGCGGUCUGGGCUCAGCGGGGGCGGGCCCCUCCUCCAGCAGGGGCAGAAGAGGCCGGGGCAGGAAGAGAAAGUAGGGCAGAAACUGUACAGCAGCCCCUCAGGGUGGACAUGUUUACGACUGUACUUUUGUUAACGUAUCCACAUGGUUGUGGCUCCUCAGAAAGCACUCAGACAGGACGACUUCAUGAAGAAAGAGUAAAUAGUGAGAUAUUUAUCUGCACAACUUCCCACUCCUGCAAGAAGAAAAGUGGAGCAUGUGGGAAGAUCGCUCAGUCAUUUUAGACAUCAGUGAUGUGAUGUAUGUACAUUCUGCUGUUUUCAAACCCUAAGAGUAUCUAUUUUGAUCAUAAUCAGUAUUUAUUUGAUCAAAAAUAUGUUUCUUUGUUUCGUACCAUGUAAUCUUAUCAAAGUUUGGCAUUUCUUUCAAAUAUAAAGCUGAGAGCUGAGUAAAGAUAACUUCCACAUCAAUGUUUGCUUUGUGUAAAGGAAAAUAAUGACCGCCUCUUUUCAUUGUUAGACUUUUUUUUGUCUUUUCUUGACUAAAGUUGAACAUAAUUUUUCAGUUGUUUCCAAAGACAGACAGAAGAAAGAGAGAGAUUCUGAGCUGCUGUUGUCUUUUCUCAACAGUGCAGUUUAUUGGUGUUGAAAUUCCACGGACAGGAGUCAGAGCUUCCCCAGCUUUAUGUACGGAGCACGAGGCAUGUUUUCACUGUGUAGGUCAGUGAUUCCCAACCAGAAGUGUGAGUACUGCUAUACCAGGAAGAAAGAGAGAGUAGUUCAGCUAAAGUGAAAAUAUACUAUAUAUAUAUAUUUUUUUUUUUUUUACUUUUCACAGUACCCAAUAAACCAUCAUUGCAAAGGAGACUUGCCCCCACCUCACCACCAACCCAAGUACUGUAUUUGUGCAAUUUUGAGAUACUCCAUUUUUUCUUAUACUCAUUACAUUUCACAUAGAAGAAUACUUUGUACUGUACAGUAAUGCUUUAUUUUACAAGUCUAAUAUUUUUCAGCUAAUUUUGUAAAAUAAAAAAAAACUUGCUGUAUGUUUCCAAGAAAGUCAUUCACAAUUUGGUGUUAAUUAUACAGACCACCAAAAGUGCUUUUCACUCACUUUUUUUUGACCAUACUGACUAUCAAAAUUAGACUAGAAUGAGUGGGUACUCAGCGUUUUUCUUGUGUUUUGCAAAGAGAGUUUAGCCAGCACCAAAAUAAAAAUGUUUUUUUUAAAUCCAUUUUCAUUAAUUGGAUUUUCUUUACUUUCCCCUCUCUACCUUUAAUAGUCCCCACAGGGGAAAUUCUGUUUUUCUCAUAUCCUCCUAACUGGGGGGUCAGGGUGCAGAGUCAACCAUGGUACGACUCCCUUGGAGUAGGAAGAAGGAUUAAGGGUUUUGCUCAAGGGCCUUACAGUGGCCACAUCGGGGUUUGAGUCUCUGACCUUCGGAUCAGUUUUCCAGAACUUAACCGCUGCACCACCACCACUGCCCCUUUUUUAUUAAAUGUUCAGAAAAAAACAAAAAUGCAUAGAUUUCUGUCAAAUAAGGCGAUGCAGACAUAUUGUCUUUCUUGUAUGCAGACUGAUUGUGCUUCCUGUUGUGCAUUGUCGCCUCUCAAAGGUGCAUUUUGAGCAGAAAAACCCAGAACACUCUACAAAUGAACACUUACUCCUUUUACCUUAUAGUUAUUACCAGACCAUUGAGAACUUUGCUGUAAUUCUUUCCAAAUUUUACUGUGAAAAUUUCCACCAAAAUAGCUGGAAAAAAAUUUUGUAAAAUUAGGAGUUGCACACUCCGCCACUUUUUUUGACAGCUGUAGUUUCUUUACAUACAAAACAUACAUUAAUCUUCUAGAAUAUGAUUGAUACGUAUAAUUAGAACUGUUGCAAUUAGCUGAUUAAUCGGUUAGUCGAGGUUUAAAGGCUGUUUUCGAUUUAGAAACGCAAAUACAGUUGUUUAAGGUUCACAAAAUGCAGCUGGCUGCCGUAGUUUUUCAUUUGCCUGCGAUUGUACAUCAUGAAUGUCACAUGCAUUGAGAGUGGGCCUUUAGGUUUUAAGAAAUUAUGGAGCACUUUUAAUAUUCCUGAUUAUUAGUUAGCCCCGUGAACCUCAAGCGCUCUGCUCCUAUCACAUUUUCACUCAGCCAGUGUCUUUUGUGGAGUAUAAAAAAAAUGUAGUGCCAUUAAUCAUAAAUGAGAAAAACAAAAGUUACGCUCCUUUGAUUACUUGUAUUACAAAAACAGGAAUCAACAUAUACAAAAUAUUGUUUUUCAGUUCUUUAUUUUCAAAGGAUAACAAUAUACAUUUCAAGUACAUUCAAACUAGCUUUUCAUAAAUAUUUAGCAUAUAGAGCAUAAUUUGAAUCUCAUUUCUUCUCUUUAUCCUUUUUUUUAUGGUAUAGUUUCAAAAUCCAACACAUUUUUAAGGGUCCAGUGGUGUUACCAACACUAGAAAAGCUGUACAGACUCAGUGUUUUUCACACGAUUGUGCACAUGUAGUCUAGAAAGAUGUUUCACCAUGCUGGAUGUAUGCUCCAACAGGUUGUGAAUCUGUAUACUGUUUUUGAUCUAUGCUUUUCAAAUCUGUCCUGUGUUUCAGAGUUUGGAGAGUUCAUUUUUAAAAAUCUACAGUUUAAACAGUUAUAAAAACAACCACUAGUUGGAGCCCCUGUUGUUAUUAUGGUUAUAAAAAUAUGAUUAAAUCCACUUGACCAGCUGCAACAUGCUGACACAUCAAUAUGAAUAAAUGAAGGUAUAAUCUGA
Molecule: messenger RNA, 4805 nt
Organism: Acanthochromis polyacanthus (spiny chromis)
Lineage: Eukaryota; Metazoa; Chordata; Actinopteri; Pomacentridae
Gene: brap
Product: BRCA1 associated protein
Exons: 13
Coding region: 328-2124 (598 amino acids)
Biological process (GO): Ras protein signal transduction; protein ubiquitination
Cellular component (GO): cytoplasm
Molecular function (GO): zinc ion binding; nucleic acid binding; ubiquitin protein ligase activity
Source: RefSeq, a predicted model, not a curated record